Sitophilus oryzae (rice weevil) is the source of this 1368-nucleotide messenger RNA. RefSeq lists its product as uncharacterized. Gene Ontology annotation, cellular component: nucleus. The coding region runs from base 1 to 1368 and encodes 455 amino acids. The record is from RefSeq and is a predicted model, not a curated record. Gene Ontology annotation, biological process: chromatin remodeling. NCBI's taxonomy places the organism in Eukaryota, Metazoa, Arthropoda, Insecta, Coleoptera, Curculionidae. Gene Ontology annotation, molecular function: catalytic activity. The transcript has a single exon.
AUGACUCUACGAUAUCCAAUUGGGCACAAUAAAUUUGUUACGGUAAUUAGCGUUUAUGCUCCAACUCUAAAGGCUGAUCCAGAAAUCACUGAUGCUUUUUACCAAUCUUUAGAGGAAGUUUUAAAUAAAACACCUAUACAGGAUCGAUUGAUCCUGAUGGGCGAUUUUAACGCCCGAGUAGGUCGUGAACAUAACAUCUGGGAGAAAGUAAUCGGGAAACAUGGAAUAGGCAAUAUGAACGCUAAUGGAGAGCUUUUACUAACCAAGUGUUCUGAGCAUGGCCUUACGAUAACAAACACCUUAUUUAUGCACAAUGACAAAUUUAAAGGCACUUGGCAACAUCCUAGAUCUAAGCACUGGCAUCAACUUGACCACGUCAUCGUGAGGCAAAGAGACCUUAAAGAAGUCCUCGAUACUAAGGCCCGAGUGGACGUAGAGUGCUGGACAGACCACAGAAUACUUAUAUCGAAAAUGGUGAUAACUGUCCGACCUAAAUACUCGUGCAUAAAAAAACCCUCUAAAAGGAAAGUUAUAAACACUGCCAAAUUGGCAGAUCCAAACAUAAGAUCAGAGCUAGGCCUCAGGAUCUCCGAAACUCUUACAAGAGCUACAGACACAGAUAGCGAUGACCCUGAACAUAUUUGGAUAAACAUUCGGGACGCCAUACAAUCUGAAUGUGAAAAGACUCUAGGGGAAACAGUAAGAUGCAAUAAGGACUGGUUCAGGGAUAAAGCUGAGGAAAUAGAAUCCGCCCUUGAGCUCAAAAGAAAAGCACACACCGGCCUCGUGAAUAACCCCGAGUGCAGACAAGCCCAGAAGCAUUUUACAACUGCUAAACACGAAGCUCAAAAAACAAUCAGGGCAGCCAAAAAUUCUUGGUGGAAAAGUAAAGCUAAUGAAAUUCAGACUUACGCUGACAACAACGAUAGUCGGCGUUUUUUCCAAGCUCUGAGGGAAUUAUACGGCCCUGUAAAUCGCUCUUCUUUAAUACGGGACGUAAAUGGCGAACUACUGAAAGAUGAAACUGAAAUUCGUCACAGGUGGAAGGAACACUUUUCGCUAGUCCUGAAUCAAAACUCAAAUAUUGACCAGGAAGUUUAUGACUUGUUGCCUCAAUACGACACUGCAAACUUCUUAUCCAUCCCACUUGCACGAGAAGAAAUCGCUGAUGCAAUCGCAUCUUUAAAAAACAACAAAGCACCCGGAAAGGACUCAAUUCCUGCUGAAAUUUACAAGGCACUGACACCGGAAUUAAUGCCCCAUCUUGAAAAUCUGUUUACCGUUAUCUGGGAGCAAGAAUCAGUACCCCAGGAUUUUAGGGACUCAAUAAUCAUUAGCCUCUAUAAAAAUAAGGGAGACAAAACCUAA